Messenger RNA from Pochonia chlamydosporia 170, 2955 nucleotides. RefSeq names its product CFIA complex component Rna14. Lineage: Eukaryota; Fungi; Ascomycota; Sordariomycetes; Hypocreales; Clavicipitaceae. The transcript is spliced from 4 exons. Gene Ontology annotation, cellular component: nucleus. The record is from RefSeq and is a predicted model, not a curated record. Gene Ontology annotation, biological process: mRNA 3'-end processing. The coding region runs from base 1 to 2955 and encodes 984 amino acids. Gene Ontology annotation, molecular function: protein binding; mRNA binding.
AUGGCGUCCGACGAUUCUGCCUGGGAUGGCGAAGGGGCCUCUGGUGUGGAAUACGAUCCUCUCGCGCAGCCAAGUGUAGACCUGGAGCAAUCUGCGCAAAGUUCGGAAGCUGCCAGCGAAUCUGCCGAGAACAUUGGUGAGAACGAAGAGGAACAAGAUGAUGGGGCGGAAUAUGACCCUGAAUCAGUCGGUCUGGAUCCCCCUUCACACGAAAUGGACAACAACUCUGCGUCCGCCACACCGUCACAAAAACCGGCUAAACCUAAGAUGUCAGGUGGUUUUUUGGUUGAAGCAUCAGAUGAUGAGGACGAUGUUGGCCACAAUGCUCCUUCCGGAGCACAAAACUCAGCCUUGGGCCAUGUCAGUCAAACCAGCAAUGGUGGUACGCCUGCCUCUAAUGCAGCAACCCCCAAUGUAUUGCCAGGCAUGGUUGGGGUAGAUCCAGUGGCACUUUUGGAAGCUCGAAUUCAGGAGGACCCGCGUGGAGAUAUGGAUGCGUGGAUUAAUCUUAUUGCCGACCACAAACGUCGCAGUCGGACAGAUGACCUCCGUCGACUCUACAAUCGCUUCCUUGAAGUAUUUCCCCAAGCGGCUGAUAUUUGGGUUGCAUGGAUUGAGGUGGAGCUCAAUCUCGAUAACUUUGUGGAUGCUGAACAACUCUUUGGUAGAUGCCUGAUGUCUGUACCGAAUGUCAAGCUUUGGACGUUGUAUCUCAAUUACAUUCGGCGCCGGAAUGACUUGACAAAUGACCCAACUGGGCAAGCUCGACGCACCGUCACCCAGUCUUACGAAUUUGUCAUAGACAACAUUGGCGUUGACCGUGAUUCGGGCAAUAUCUGGCAAGACUAUGUCCAAUUUAUCAAGAAUGGUCCUGGUCAGGUUGGUGGCACGGGAUGGCAGGAUCAGCAAAAAAUGGAUCAACUCCGCAAGGCCUAUCAUCGUGCGAUCACUGUCCCUAUGUCUACCGUGAAUACUCUGUGGAAGGAAUAUGAUCAAUUUGAAAUGGGCUUGAACAAAGUAACCGGUCGCAAAUUCAUUCAAGAGAGGUCGCCGGGGUAUAUGUCUGCCAAAAGUGCCAACAUUGCUCUGGACAACAUCACCCGAAACUUGAAACGAGAAAAUCUUCCACGAUUGCCCCCUGCUCCGGGUUUUGAUGGCUAUGAAGAAUUCCAUGCUCAGGUUGAUAUGUGGAGGAGGUGGAUUGCCUGGGAGAAGGAAGACCCUUUGGUUCUCAAGGACGAAGAGCCCAAAGUGUACAGUCAGCGAAUUCUAUAUUGUUACAAACAGGCAUUGAUGGCUCUACGCUUCUGGCCCGAGAUUUGGGUCAACGCUGCUGCUUGGUGCUUCGAAGCUGAUAUCCGAGAAAAUGAGAAAGUCCUCGGUACCGAGCUACUACUUCAGGGCAUAGGCGCUAACCCGGAGAGUGUGUUGCUUGCUUUCAAACACGCAGACCAUAUCGAAGCCAACUAUCCUGAGAAAGAAGGGGACAAGUCUGAAUAUGCGAAAGCGGUACGCCAACCUUACGACACCGUUUUGGAUACCCUCUACAAAAUGGGAGACAAGGUGAAGGAGCGGGAGAAGCUCGAGGUCAAUACUCUCAAGCAGGCAGCGGCGCUGGAACCUCCGGUCCAGGAAUCCAUUGAGGCAAAUGAUGAUGACGAUGAAGAAGAGAAGACCGUCAGGAAGUCACCAACGGAAGAGCGUAUCGCCGCUAUUCAGCAGGCCUAUUCUGCAGAGUCACAACUCCUUUCCAAGACCAUUUCCUAUGUUUGGAUUGCGAUGGCCCGAGCCAUGCGCCGUAUUCAAGGCAAAGGUAGUCAAACCGAGGGCGGAUUGCGGAAGGUUUUCACCGACGCGCGACAAAAGGGUCGCUUAACGAGUGAUGUCUAUGUCGCUGUCGCAUUGCUGGAGUCAGUCGUCUACAAGGACCCAGUUGGUGCAAAAAUAUUCGAGCGUGGCGCAAGAUUAUUUCCGAAUGAUGCAGGCUUUAUGAUUGAAUACCUGAAAUAUUUGCACUCCAAGGAUGAUACCACCAAUGCCCGCGUUGUUUUUGAGACAUGUGUUAAUCGAUUAAUAUCUAAGCCAGAGACUUUGCCAAAGGCCAAGCAACUCUAUGCCUACUUUCACAAAUACGAAUCGCAAUAUGGAGAGCUGUCACAGAUCUCGAAGCUAGAAGCUCGAAUGGCAGAACUUUUCCCAGCCGAUCCCAAGCUGAAUUACUUUACUUCGCGAUACUCAUCCGACAACUUUGAUCCUGUUGCCGCUCCAAUCAUCAUAUCUAAAGCCGUACAAAUGCGACCGAAACUACUAGUACCAAUCAUCGAGCAGCCCGCAUCAGCCCGUGAAAGUAUCCCGCCGCCCAGGCAGGAACAGAGCCCACGGCCACAAUAUAUCCGAGCCACCGCCUCCCCAAAGCGUCCAUUCGGCAUUGAGGACGAAGAGCUCAAUCCGCCAAAGAGAGUCGCUAGAGGCGUUUCUCCAUUGAAAGGUGCUGCGGGACGGCGUCUCGACCAACAGCGGCGUAAUCAAACGUCGGCACUUCAUCGAGACAUUACGUUCCUCCUAGGUAUCUUGCCUCCCGCACACACGUAUGACACGACGAGACUUAACCCCAUCAACAUGGUUUCGCUGCUUCGCGACACCCAGCUACCUGAUUAUGCUUCAUGGAAAGCCAAGACGGGUGGUCAAUACCGUGUUAGCUCUGGGCCAUCUCACGGCAGACAAACAUCUGGAGACUUUGGUAACCGGCCAAUUAGCCCAUACGGACGCAUGGCUGCCGCCGCAGGAGGAUAUCGAAACUCACCACUGAGGGCAGAGAGCGGAGGUGCGUACGCAGCAAAUCCUUAUGCUCCACCACCGGAUGUCAGUGGCACGGCUCCUUCAUGGCAGCCUCCUGCAACUGGCACAUAUGGAGCACCGCCGCCUGCAGGACAGUACGGAGGUUAUAGGUAUUAA